GGAUGUGCGGUAUACGUAAAAGAAAAACAGAUAAUCGGUGUGCGCGCCGCUUGCCCUUGCGGCGGUCAGUCAGGGCUCAGCAAGACGUGUGCGCGCGAGGGUCUGGGGGUGCCGAUAGCGGAGCGCAAAGAGCUCUCUCUCACCACGGACGUCCCCGCCGCGGCCGACGCCGCGAGCCACGACGCGACCUCCUCCUUCUCGGGGAGCUUCGUCACCGCUGGCCCUUUGUUUGCGGCCCGGCCGAGUGCCGACAAGAUCGAGAAAUCCGCCCUCUUCUCUCUCUUUCUCCUCCGCAUUGACGCGCGCGCGGCUGGCAGCGCGCACCGGUCCCUCAGAACCACUCCACCCCCCCGAUCGGCGGCGACCUGCAACGCCGGUCGUCGUCGGCGGCGGCUUCGCCGGCCGAGGGCGCGGCGUGUCGCCCGGAGGCACGGCUGCGGGCGAGGAUCUCGCCGAUCACGUCGGCCGCCGCGGGCUUAGCGGCCUCGGCCCUCGAGAAUCUCUCCGUCCUCGCCGCCGCCUGCUGCCGCGUGUGGAAGGCAGCGCUGCCUUGGCCCGACGCGCCAAGCGGGGCGCGCGGCUCGCCAAAGUCGGGCCCCGUCGACGGGUCCUCCUUGUCGGCCGCGGGAUGGCGGAGGCGGCGGAGGCGGCGGCGUGGGCGGCGGCAGCGGCGGCGCUGGCACAAACGGCGGCGUGGGUGGUGGCGAUGGCGAUGACGGCCUGGCCGGUGGGGGCGGGGGCGGCGGCGACGGCGGCGAUGACGGUGGCCUCUCGGGUGGAGGGCGGGGGCGGCGGCGACGGCGGCGAUGACGGUGGCCGCUCGGGUGGAGGUGGUAGCGGCGACGGAGAGGGCUGCGGCGAUGGCGGAGGCGGCGGAGGCGGCGGCGUGGGCGGCGGCAGCGGCGGCGCUGGCACAAACGGCGGCGUGGGUGGUGGCGAUGGCGAUGACGGCCUGGCCGGUGGGGGCGGGGGCGGCGGCGACGGCGGCGAUGACGGUGGCCACUCGGGUGGAGGUGGUAGCGGCGACGGAGAGGGCUGCGGCGAUGGCGGAGGCGGCGGAGGCGGCGGCGUGGGCGGCGGCAGCGGCGGCGCUGGCACAAACGGCGGCGUGGGUGGUGGCGAUGGCGAUGACGGCCUGGCCGGUGGGGGCGGGGGCGGCGGCGACGGCGGCGAUGACGGUGGCCUCUCGGGUGGAGGUGGUAGCGGCGACGGAGAGGGCUGCGGCGAUGGCGGAGGCGGCGGAGGCGGCGGCGUGGGCGGCGGCAGCGGCGGCGCUGGCACAAACGGCGGCGUGGGUGGUGGUGGUGGCGGGCGUGGAGGACGGCGCUUGUAUGUGAAUGGAGGGAAGGCCGGCUGCGGCGGAGGCGGGGUGUGAAGCUUUUGGCCCGUGACGAAGCUAAUCUUCCAGACCUUGGGCAUAAGCCUCGCAACGGCAGGUGCUAAGCCUCGCAGCCACGGCAGGAGUCGCCUGAGUCGCCCAAGCUUCUGCCACACAGGUCUUC
Molecule: messenger RNA, 1502 nt
Organism: Emiliania huxleyi CCMP1516
Lineage: Eukaryota; Haptophyta; Isochrysidales; Noelaerhabdaceae
Exons: 3
Coding region: 629-1375 (248 amino acids)
Source: RefSeq, a predicted model, not a curated record